AAAAUACUAAAGGGAGUUGGAAUAUUUUAGUAGGAAAAACACACAGCAGGAACGGUAGCAUGUAGCCCAGACGGGAGGAAGGUUAAAGAAGAAGGAAACGAUGUCGGAAGCAUUUCUCUGUGAGCCGAAGCACACUUCCGCUUGUCAUUCAAAGGCACACUUCAACGGAGGGCCUAGCUUCCCUCAGCGCUUGAAACACAGCAGUUGAGGCUUUUGACCAGACGCCAUGACACUAUUCCACUUUGGAAACUGCUUCGCCCUGGCCUAUUUUCCCUACUUUAUAACCUACAAGUGCAGUGGCCUCUCGGAGUACAAUGCCUUCUGGAGAUGUGUCCAGGCAGGAGCAACCUACCUGUUUGUCCAGCUGUGCAAGAUGCUGUUUCUUGCUACGUUUUUCCCCACGUGGGAAGGAGGAGCAGGUGUUUACGACUUUGUUGGGGAGUUUAUGAAGGCCACAGUGGACCUAGCCGACCUGUUGGGUCUCCAUCUUGUGAUGUCCCGUAAUGCUGGUAAAGGGGAGUACAAGAUCAUGGUGGCUGCCAUGGGCUGGGCCACAGCAGAACUUGUAAUGUCAAGGUGUCUUCCUCUGUGGGUUGGUGCCAGAGGGAUUGAGUUUGACUGGAAGUACAUCCAGAUGAGCUUUGACUCUAACAUUAGUUUGGUGCAUUAUAUUGCCAUGGCGGCUGUGGUGUGGAUGUUCACACGCUAUGACCUCCCUAAGAGCUUCAGACUGCCUGUUACUGUGCUGCUGGCUCUCUGUGUCUACAAGGCCUUCUUGAUGGAGUUGUUUGUGCACAUCUUCCUGCUGGGCAGCUGGACGGUGCUGCUGGUGAAAGCGGUGCUGACCGGAGCCAUCUCCCUCUGCUCACUCUUCCUGUUCGUCACGCUGGUUCACAGUAACUAAGCACCAGUGAAGGCCUGUGUUCUCAGCGGACAGGUGCCCUCUGGGCGGCUUUAAAUGGACUGACUGACACAAACCACCAGCUGGAGUGCUUAGCGCUUUUUUCCAGUGUGUUCUGGUCCCAGUAUUUUGACCUGUGUCAGUCCAGGGGGCGAGGGACCAGCAGCGACCUCAUCAGGCGACUGGAGUCGGUACCAGAGCUGAGCUGGUUUAGUAAAAAUGUGAAUUUUGCAUCAGAGCAAUUCCAAACGACCAUUUUUGUUUUCUAUGUGUUUUUUCUAAUGAGGCAAUCGUAUAUUAAGAUCAAGUAGUGAAGAAAAAAUAUUAAAACAGUUCCUGGACUUCAUUGUGUGCCCACAAAUUUAUCAAUGUAUUUAUAUGCUGAAAAAGUACAGGUAGUUAUGGUUUUCCUCACCACUGUAAUGGACUUGUAGGACUAACUAAAAUCUGACCUUUUAAGUAUGUGGUUUCUACAUAAUUAAAUUUCUUUGUAAUGUCCUAUCUCUGUGCCAGCGUCCUUAAUGAUCAGAUAACUUCAUUUAGCCGCAAAUGAUUUGGUCAUGAAUACCAACUUACGUUCUUUUCAAAACUCUGGGACAACAUUUUAGUUUGAAAUCUGAGUUUUACUGUCAUUCAAGUUUUU
Messenger RNA from Menidia menidia (Atlantic silverside), 1544 nucleotides. NCBI's taxonomy places the organism in Eukaryota, Metazoa, Chordata, Actinopteri, Atheriniformes, Atherinopsidae. The record is from the annotation of a GenBank genome assembly.